UUUGUGAAAUCGGAUAAUGUAUUUUGCUUCCUGCUUUCUCUCCAUCACCGUCUAGUGGAAUCAAUCUCAAUCUCACCUAAGCUUUUCUCUGAUACUCCAUUUUCCCAAUGAGAUGUUCAAACGAAUCUAUAUCUAUACCCAUCUCCCAUUUCUGCCAAUUUGUGCAUUAUUCUCUCACAUUCACAAUGCAUAACCUCUGAUCUAGGGAUUGGUUUUCCUACGCCAAAUUAACUCUGCUGGAUUUUCGUGGCUAAGCUCUUGGUUAAUAAGUUAAUCGAAAAGUGUGCAGUGUUGGUUAAAGGGCCUUCUUAUGCAAAUUUUGAUCGAAGUUUCAUUGAUUAAGCUAUUGCUUCUCCUGAUUGAAUUGUAAAAGUAUAAAUGUGAUGAUGGUGGUGGUGCUUCCCAAUGAGAAGAUGAAUACUUUCAGUAGGAGUCUUUCCUCGAAAGUUAAACAAAGGGCUGCUUAUGUUUCACGGGUUUUUCGUGCUUUGGUUAUCAUUGGAUCACUAGUUUGUUUCUUGUUGGCCAUUGGUUGCGGAUACAUGUAUGUUCUGCCAAAUAUUGCACAUGCUUUACAUGAUCGUGAGUACGGAUUCUCCAACUCUGGCACUUCCAUAGAUACUUGUGAUGUAUUUGACGGAAAAUGGGUGAUGGAUGACCGCUACCCCUUGUAUAACGUCUCAGAGUGCCCUUUUGUAGAGCAAGGAUUCAAUUGCUUAGCUAAUGGUAGAGUGGAUGACGAUUAUCUCAAGUGGAGGUGGAAGCCAAAGCACUGUGACAUUCCAAGAGUUAAUGUGCAGCUCACUUUGGAAAUACUCCGAAAUAAAAGAGUUGUUUUUGUUGGUGAUUCUAUGAGUAGAACUCAGUGGGAAUCUCUGAUAUGUUUGCUAAUGUCUGGAUUGGAAGAUAAGGAAAGUGUUUAUGAAGUCAAUGACAACAUCAUAACAAAGCAAGUUAGGUUUUUAGGUGUACGGUUCAGUUCUUUCAACUUCACCAUUGAGUUUUAUCGAUCAGUUUUCCUUGUGCAACACAACUGGGCACCCAGAAAUGCACCAAAGAAUGUUAGAUCAGUACUGUUGUUGGACAGAUUAGAUGAUAUCAGUAAAGAGUGGAUCAACUCAGAUGUUCUGGUUUUUAACUCUGGUCAGUGGUGGGUUCCGGGGAAGCUUUUUGGGACGGGGUGCUAUUUUCAGGUUGGUGAAUCACUUAAACUUGAAAUGACGAUUGGUACGGCCUUCCGAACAGCGUUGCAGACUUGGUCAUCUUGGGUGGACAGUAUGAUCAACCCAGAAAAGACACAUAUCUUCUUCCGAACUUUUGAACCGUCUCACUGGAGGAAUCUUACUCUGCGGCAAUGCAAUGUGAGUAAGUUACCUCUUCCAGAUAGCGUGGGAAAGGAUUUAAGUCCAUUCUCUGAAGCGGUGUUUGAGGUUGUGAAUGGUAUGGUCGCACCUGUGACUGUUCUUCAUGUAACUCCCAUGUCAGCAUUCCGAAGUGAUGCACACGUGGGGACCUGGAGCGACCGACCAUCUCUAUCUGAUUGUAGCCACUGGUGUCUACCUGGAGUACCUGACAUAUGGAAUGAAAUACUCAUUGCUCAUCUGUUUGGUAAUCGCUGAGCACUUCUAAGUGAAACUACAUGACGUUUGAGUUGCGCUGAUCGGAGCAAUUAUAAAGAGUUAUAUACUCCAUACAAGACAAAGUUGCCUCUUUGAGAGGGAGAGCGAGAGCGAGGGAGAAAUAAAUCAAAUGAGUAUGUUGGACAAAACCGACGACUUCUUUCCCUUGUAGUGUUGUUAGCAAGUGUUCCAAUUUUGGUUCAUAUUGGCCAUUUAAGGAUUUAUUAUAUGUCCCAUUGAAGAUGCUAAGAUGACUCAUUACUAAAAAUAUAAACACCCUUAUCCCUAUUUUAUUCUUUCUACCUAACGCACAAAAUAAACUGCAUAAAAUUCCGUGCCCCCAAGGAGGGGGGGGGGGUACGUUGACUGUUGUUA
Molecule: messenger RNA, 1994 nt
Organism: Salvia splendens (bonfire salvia)
Lineage: Eukaryota; Viridiplantae; Streptophyta; Magnoliopsida; Lamiales; Lamiaceae
Product: protein trichome berefringence-like 7
Exons: 5
Coding region: 384-1619 (411 amino acids)
Cellular component (GO): Golgi apparatus
Molecular function (GO): O-acetyltransferase activity
Source: RefSeq, a predicted model, not a curated record